AUGGGCGGCGUCGCAUCGGUACCAACCGACCCCAGCCGGUCUCUCAAGGUCAUCGGUGCGGGAUACUCCAGGACAGGAACCCUCUCCAUGGCAAUGGCAUUGGAAACACUCCUCGACGGACCCGUCAUGCACGGAGGAUCCCAACUGCUCGGUCGGGAAGACGCCUACGUCAAGCUAUGGACAGAUAUAUUUGCCGCCCGCCACGACAAGUCCCGUCUCAUGCCGCUGCUAAAGCAAGCGACGCAGGGAUUCGUGGCCAUUACCGACGCCCCCGGGAAUUGCUUCAUUGCCGAACUUCUCGAGUUAUACCCGGACGCCGAGGUCUUUUGCGUCCGACGCAAUCGGGAGAAUUGGUGGAAGAGCUGGCAGAGUGUUUCGAAUGCAGCUGGCGCCGGAUUUCUGAAUGUGUUUCUGGCGGUGGUACCAGGGAAGAGGUGGUAUCCGAAGCUUGUCACGCAGUUUUCAGAGCAACAAGAAGAGAAAUGGGGUCCCAUGACUGAAGAGCGUAUGGACGAACACAACGCCUAUGUCAAGCAGGUCACUCCGCCUCACAAGUUUCACAUGAUGCAACUAAGCGAAGGUUGGGGACCACUCUGCAAAGUCCUCGACGUCAAGGUCCCCGAAACGCCGUUCCCGCGAGCAAAUGACGCAGAAGCGGUUGAAGGGCUCGCAUCACAGAUCUUUGUCGAGGCAGGAUCGCGGUGGGCCGUGAUACUUGCUGGUGUGAGUGUCGUUGGGUACGGUAUUUGGAGGUCAUGGGGCGGGCGGUAG
Molecule: messenger RNA, 771 nt
Organism: Pochonia chlamydosporia 170
Lineage: Eukaryota; Fungi; Ascomycota; Sordariomycetes; Hypocreales; Clavicipitaceae
Product: P-loop containing nucleoside triphosphate hydrolase
Exons: 4
Coding region: 1-771 (256 amino acids)
Source: RefSeq, a predicted model, not a curated record